This is a messenger RNA of Caretta caretta (loggerhead turtle), 2880 nucleotides long. RefSeq names its product retinoid X receptor beta (gene RXRB). Lineage: Eukaryota; Metazoa; Chordata; Testudines; Cheloniidae. Gene Ontology annotation, molecular function: zinc ion binding; sequence-specific DNA binding; nuclear steroid receptor activity. Gene Ontology annotation, biological process: regulation of DNA-templated transcription. Gene Ontology annotation, cellular component: nucleus. The record is from RefSeq and is a predicted model, not a curated record.
CCCGCGCGGGGCAUGCUGGGUCGGCUGGGCCCGGCCGCGGUGCAGUGUGGGUCCGCUCGGCUCCCGCAGGAGGCGGUGGCGGAGCCUGGAUCAGGCCGGAGCCCGGGGGGGUCUGAGGCCCGGAUCCCCCCGGCACGGAGCGGGGAGCCCCGGGAUGGGAGACCGCGGCCGCGACUGCAGGAGCCCCGACAGUUCGUCUCUGAGCUCGUCACCCCCACCGGAGCUCUCGGCCCCACUUCACCCCUCCAUGAUCAGCUCGGCCAUGACCUCCUCCAUCAACUCGCCCGUCAGCAGUUUGGGCUCGCCCUUCCCUGUCAUCAGCUCGUCCUUAGGUUCCCCAGGGCUCCCAGCCACGCCCUCCAGUGGCUAUGGCCCUGUAAGCAGUCCCCAGAUUAACUCCACUGUGAACCUGUCGGGCAUGCACUCAGUCAGCAGUUCGGAAGACGUCAAGCCCCCCCUGGGUGUGCGGGGUCUCCCGUGCCACCCCCACGGUGGCAUGAUGCCAGGGAAGCGCCUCUGUGCCAUCUGUGGGGACAGAUCAUCAGGGAAGCACUAUGGGGUGUACAGCUGUGAGGGCUGCAAGGGUUUCUUCAAGCGCACGAUCCGCAAGGACCUGACCUACACGUGCCGGGAUAACAAGGACUGCAUUGUGGACAAGCGUCAGCGUAACCGCUGUCAGUAUUGCCGCUACCAGAAAUGCCUGGCCACGGGCAUGAAGAGGGAAGCGGUGCAGGAGGAGCGGCAGCGGGGGAAGGAGAAGGACGGCGAGGGGGAUUUCGCGGGCGGUGCGAACGAGGAGAUGCCGGUGGAGAAGAUCCUGGAGGCAGAGCUGGCCGUGGAGCAGAAAUCGGACCAAAGUGUUGACGGCUCUGGCACUGGGGGCAGCUCGCCAAAUGACCCGGUGACCAACAUCUGCCAGGCAGCCGACAAGCAGCUCUUCACGUUGGUGGAGUGGGCCAAGCGCAUCCCCCACUUCUCCGAGCUGCCUCUGGACGACCAGGUCAUCCUGCUGCGGGCAGGCUGGAACGAGCUGCUCAUCGCGUCCUUCUCGCACCGCUCCAUCUCGGUGAAGGACGGGAUCCUGCUGGCCACGGGGCUGCAUGUACAUCGCAACAGCGCCCACAGCGCCGGCGUGGGGGCCAUCUUCGACAGGGUGCUGACUGAGCUGGUCUCCAAGAUGCGGGACAUGCGGAUGGAUAAGACUGAGCUCGGCUGCCUCCGGGCCAUCAUUCUCUUCAACCCGGAUGCCAAGGGGCUGUCGAACCCUGGGGAGGUGGAGCUGCUGCGGGAGAAGGUCUACGCCUCUCUGGAGUCCUACUGCAAGCAGAAGUACCCCGAGCAGCAGGGCAGGUUCGCCAAGCUGCUACUACGCCUGCCGGCCCUGCGCUCCAUUGGGCUGAAGUGCUUGGAGCACCUCUUCUUCUUCAAGCUCAUCGGGGACACCCCCAUUGACACCUUCCUCAUGGAGAUGCUGGAGGCCCCCCACCAGCUGUCCUGAGCCCCCGGCCGGUCACACAGAGAGCGGCGCAGCCCGCGGCAGCUCCCCAGCGCCCACCACUGGACUGGGGGGGCUGCGGACUCUUAUUGGGGGGCUGCCAGGAGAAGGCCCUGAGGGUAGUGUUGUCAGUUGUCGUGUUGGGGCCCCCUGGGCAUACCCCCUUUCGCCAUCCCUGGUUUGGGAGCUCCGUAGGGUGUACCCUGUGUGCCUGCCUAGAACUGGGGUGGCCCCAGACCGCUCCCCAGGGGUGGGCUAUGGGGUGUACCUCGUUCCCCCAGUUGCUGGCACUCUCUGGAGGUACCCCAGGUCCCUCGUCCGUAGUGGGGUGCCCCGGGCUGACCUACCAGGCUCCCUCAGUGCUGUGUCACCCAGUAUUGGUGUGCUGGGGGGCAGCAAAGCUAGAGAUUUCAGGUAGGGGGGUGGGAAGAGCCCCCCCAAACUCCCCACUGUAAAAUAAUCCCCCAUCUCCCUCUUCUCUCUGCAGGGCAGUGGGACCCCCCCAUGGUGUGGGAAGCUUGGCCCCGCCCCUCACCUUGUGGGGGGACCUUCCCCUGUCUGGCAUGGCCCCCUUUUCCCGUAUGGGGGGGGUCUUCUGGCGAAAUCCCCCUCCAGUGCUCUGUGAGGAAUUGGUGUGUGUGGAGAGACUCCUGCGCUUUUGGGGCCCGUGGGGGCUGUUACCUGCCCUGGUGGGGCGGGGGAAGUCACUCUUGGGUGGGGGCCAGCUCAUGUCUGUCAUUAGUUCUCAAUGCCAUGCCCCCCCCCCGCCUCCUUGCCAUUCUGCCGGGGGAGGGGCAAUCCCUGUUUGGGGGUUUCGGGGCAGGUCACACUGAAAUCACAGGAGGGAUUGUGCCUCGCUCGACCCCCCCAACCCCCCUUUCUCAGGCACCCAGUUAGCACUUUGAAUCGACACCCUGCGCCCCUCCCCCACCUCAAACUAUGCAGCAGGUACCAGACCCUCCCCGCCCCCCCGGCCUUCCGGAAUCCAGACUGCAGCCUCCCCCAUCCACACUGACCAUGAGCUCUCCCACGGGGGUGUGGGUGGGGGGUUACUGUAGGUCCUACAGCCUCUGUGGGGGGUGGUGUCUGUGGCUGUGAGCCAGAGCUCGGACCCCCAGUGAAUUGGGGGUGGCAGGAAUGUCUCACCCCCCCUCCCCGUUUGCAGGGUCUGGGAGGCCCCCCUGCUUGGACAGUUUGUUUGAGUUGCUGUGGGGGGAGGGAUGUGUCGGGUGGGGGCCCUGCCUUAGCAGCGCCCCCCGUUGCGCUCUGCCCUUCUCCCUGCAUGCCCCUCCCCCAGUUAUUUUCGCUUUUAUUAUUAUUAACCCCUCCCCCUCCCCAUUGCUUUGGAGUUACAGUGAUUAAAGCUGCUGCUUCUCAACCACGGA